Messenger RNA from Phycodurus eques (leafy seadragon), 8704 nucleotides. RefSeq names its product Rap guanine nucleotide exchange factor (GEF) 6 (gene rapgef6). Bases 1207 to 5883 code for a protein of 1558 amino acids. Gene Ontology annotation, biological process: positive regulation of ERK1 and ERK2 cascade; Ras protein signal transduction; positive regulation of GTPase activity. Gene Ontology annotation, cellular component: apical plasma membrane; endocytic vesicle; plasma membrane. The record is from RefSeq and is a predicted model, not a curated record. Lineage: Eukaryota; Metazoa; Chordata; Actinopteri; Syngnathiformes; Syngnathidae. Gene Ontology annotation, molecular function: protein binding; guanyl-nucleotide exchange factor activity. The transcript has 29 exons.
UGUGUGUGUGUGUGUGUGCGUGUGCGUGUGCGUGUGCGCGCUUGUUUUGCCGCUGCCAUCUAUUGUGAUGAACGGGGGUUCCCAAACUGUGGUACGCACAACCCCGGGGGUGUAUGACCUUAAAUAUUAAAAAAGAAAUCACACAAUAAAAAGGUCAAAUUUGACCAUUUCCAAAACAUUUACCUAAAUUAAUUUAGAAUUUAUUGCAAAGAAAAAAACCCUCACAAAAUAUAUGUGAUAAUAGUAAAAAACUAUUAUGUAUUCUUUUCAAAACCAUGAUACCUAAAAUACCCACCACACAAUGAAUAUUUUGUUCAAUUAUAAUUACAAAAUAUAAUUGAUCUAAAAAUACACCCCACAGAUUUAAUUCAAUAAAAUUUUAACAAUUUUAACAUUUUACCCAAAAUUGGCAAAUAAAAGAAAAAUGAGGGUACUCCCCCAAUGCCCAUAACCCCACCCAAAAUGUAAUUCAUUAAAAUAUGAAACAAUUAAAAUGUAUGUAAGAAAGCACAAUAACCAAAAACACAAUAAAUAGCAAAUUACAAUUUCUUGCAAAAAAGUACCAGUCCGUUUUCUAGUGCAACAUAAAAUCAGUGAAACUGAUUUCCAAUGUGCGUAUUUUUUAUUUUUUUUAGUCAGUGAAGCUAGCAUGAGCUCCACAUUCACGGUGAGCGUGCGUGUGCGCGUGCCUAGCCCGUAAAUGUAUGGGAGAGGUUUUUGGAAAUGCAAAAUGACCGGAGGGUGUGUGUUGGUUAGUGGUCACAGCAGGGGGUGUUGGAGCAGGUCAAAGUGUAUUGUGUAUUGUGUGUGUGUGUGUGCAUAGUGCGCGUGCGGAAUGUGUAGACUUGGGCGGAACAGUGGCUGGCCAUGUGUUCCUGUGCAGCCUGCCCGCCUGGAGCCCGCCAGCACAUCCCAGGCAGGAAAUGAGCAACACGCACGUACACACGCACGCACGCACGCAAAGGCAGCCGACAGACAGAGCAGUAUCAAGCGGGGGACAGCACACACGUACACACACACUCCUCCCUCUGAAACUUUUUGGCGGAGUAACUUUGGAUCCCUUUUUUCCGCCUUCGUGGAUAACAUGCUGGAUUUCCGUUCGCUUCUUCCCUGGAAUCCCGAAAAGCGGACCUGUAAAAUUCCCGUUUCGGCAAGCAGCUGGGGGGCAGGCGAGGCUGUGAAUGCAUCACUUUGGAGCCGUCACAAAUGAUCGUGGUGGACAACUGCGGCGAGGGGGACGACGGGUUCCUGCACCGGGACGGCUCGCAGCGACGUUCCCGCCGGCGCUUCCGCAGGAUCAACCCCAAAGGGGAGCGGGAGUUGAUCACGGACGGGCAAGAACCCGCUGCUUACAAGGAUUAUGUCAACAACCAGCUUCCUGCCGACCUCAACAAGAUGCACUUGACGGACCACGCCCACCAGCAGGUGAUGCACGUGCCCGCCAGCCAGUCGGGCUGCAGCAUCGCCAGCGACUCGGGCAGCAGCAGCCUGUCAGACAUCUACCAGGCCACGGAGAGCGAGCUGGGCGACGUGGACCUGUCUGGCCUUCCCGAAGCUCCCGUGGACAGCGAGGACGAGGAAGAGGAGGACGAUGACCUGGAGAGAGCCUCGGACACGCUGCUGGCCCGAGACCUUGUGCGCGAGUGUCUGGAGAAGGACCCGGCCGACCGCAACGACGACGACAUUGAGCAACUGCUGGAGUUUAUGCACCAGCUGCCGGCCUUCGCCAACAUGACCAUGUCGGUGCGUCGGGAGCUGUGCGGCGUGAUGGUCUUCGAGGUGGUAGAGCAGGCGGGCACCGUCGUUCUGCACGACAAGCAGGAGCUGGACCUGUGGUACGUCAUCCUGAACGGUGCGGUGGAGAUCGGUCGCCCCGAGGGCCGGGCGGAGACGCUGUGCAUGGGCAACAGCUUCGGCAUCUCGCCCUCGCUGGACAAGCAGUUCAUGAGCGGGGAGGUGCGCACCAAAGGGGACGACUGCCAGUUGGUGUGCAUCGCCCAAGAGGACUACUGGCGCAUCCUCAACCACGUGGAGAAGAACACGCACAAGGUGGAGGAGGAGGGCGAGAUCGUCAUGGUGAAGGAGCACCGCGAGCUGGACAGAAGCGGCACCCGCAAGGGGCACAUCGUCAUCAAGGGGACCCCGGAGCGUCUGAUCAUGCAUCUGGUGGAAGAGCCCUCGGUGGUGGACCCCACCUACAUCGAGGACUUCCUGCUCACCUACCGCACCUUCGUGUCCAGCCCCUUGGAGGUGGGCAAGAAGCUGCUGCACUGGUUCCAGAUGGACACACUUCGAGACACGGUGACCCGCAUUGUGCUGCUGUGGGUCAACAACCACUUCAAUGACUUUGAGGGCGACACGGCCAUGACGCGCUUCCUGGAAGACUUUGAGAAGCUGCUGGAAGCCACAAAAAUGAAAGGCCACCUGCGGCUACUCAACAUCGCGUGCGCUGCCAAGGCCAAGUGGCGGCAGAUCACGCUGCAGAAGGCGUCGCGUGAGUCGCCGCUCUACUUCAGCGUGCAGGGUGGCAGCGAGCGCGGCUUUGGCAUCUUUGUCGAGUCAGUGGAGGAUGGCAGCAAGGCAUUCGAGGCGGGGCUUAAACGUGGAGACCAGAUCAUGGAGAUUAAUGGGCAGAACUUUGAGAACAUCUCCUUCUCCAAAGCCGUGGACAUCCUGAGGAACAACACGCACUUGUCCCUUACGGUCAAGACCAACAUAUUUGUCUUCAAAGAGCUCCUGAGCCGAAUUGUGCAUGAGAAGAAGAACGGCGGGCCGCACAUUCCCAAGAUCCAGGAGAAGAAGGGGAACCGCUUCUCCAUCCCGGACUUGCCCGGUGACAUGGAGUUUGCCACAGACCACAAGGCCACACGCAAGAUGAAGGCCAACACGGUGUCGGGCGGCCGCAACAAGAUCCGCAAGAUGCUGGAGAAGACGCGCUUCAGCAUCCUGCCGCCCAAGCCCUUCAGGGGCCUGUUUGGUGACGGCGGCAUGGGUCAGUCUCAGGACGACAGCAUCGUGGGUACCAAACAGUGUCGGCACAGCGUGGCCAUCAUGCCCAUCCCCGGCAGCCUGUCGUCAAGCAGCCCGGACCUCCUCCAGCCCGCCACCAGUGUGCUGGACUUCUCCAACCCGGCAGCACUAGGACUGUACUACAUUCCAGACCAGGUGAUCCGGGUGUUCAAGGCCGACCAGCAGAGCUGCUACAUCAUUAUUAGCAAGGACACCACCGCCAAGGACGUGGUGGCGCACGCCGUCAACGAGUUCGGACUGUCGCCGGCCGCCGAGAACUACUCGCUGUGCGAUGUGUCCGUCAGCCCCGAGGGCGUCAUCAAGCAGCGCCGCCUGCCCGACCAGCUCUCCAAGCUGGCUGACCGCAUUCAGCUUAACGGCAGGUACUACCUGAAGAACAACAUGGAGACGGAGACUCUGUGUUCGGACGAGGACGCCCAGGACCUGCUGCGCGAAAGUCACAUCUCUCUGCUGCAGCUCAGCACCAUGGAGGUGGCCGCCCAGCUCUCCAUGAGGGACUUUGAGCUCUUCAGAAACAUCGAGUCCACAGAGUACGUGGACGACCUGUUCAAGUUGGACUCGGCGGCGGCGGCGGGCGGCGGCCACCUGAAGCGCUUCGAGGAGGUCAUCAACCAGGAGACCUUCUGGGUGGCCACCGAGAUCCUCAAAGAGCCCAACGCCCUCAAGAGGAUGAAGACCGUCAAGCACUUUAUCAAGAUCGCCCUGCACUGCCAAGAGUGCAAGAACUUCAACUCCAUGUUUGCCAUCAUCAGCGGUCUGAACUUGGCCCCGGUGGCUCGCCUGCGCAGCUCGUGGGAGAAGCUGCCCAGCAAGUACGAGAAACUCUCCGGGGACCUGCAGGACGUCUUUGACCCGUCACGCAACAUGGCCAAAUACCGCAACGUCCUGAGCGGCCAGAGCAUGCAGCCACCUGUCAUCCCGCUUUUCCCCGUGGUCAAGAAGGACCUCACGUUCCUGCAUGAAGGCAACGACUCAACGGUGGAUGGCCUGGUGAACUUCGAGAAGCUGCGGAUGAUCGCCAAGGAGAUCCGACACGUCGUCCGGAUGACGUCGGCCAACAUGGACCCCGCCCUGAUGUUCAGACAACGGAAGAAGAGGUGGAAGAGUUUAGGAUCUCUGAGUCAGGGCAGCACCAACUCCAACAUGCUGGACGUGCAGGGCGGCGGGCACAAGAAGCGUGUGCGACGCAGCUCGCUGCUUAACGCCAAGAAGCUGUACGAGGACGCGCAAAUGGCACGCAAGGUCAAGCAGUACCUGUCCAACCUGGCGGUGGAAACGGACGAGGACAAGCACCAGAUCAUGUCGCUGCAGUGCGAGCCCGCCUACACCACCAUUUCUAAGAAUUUGAGUGACCGGCGGUCCACCAAGUCGGACAUGUCGCCUGUGUCGCUACGGUCGGCGCUGCCCUCUGGGAAGACCCAGAACCGGGUGUCGCAGGUCCUUCAGGUGCAGGUUCCGCUCAACCCGCUACGCAAGAAGAGCACCGCCAAGGACGUCGGCCCGCCCAACUUUAGUUCCCCUCAGGUAGUCAAGAAGCCCCCCGCCAGCUCAGCAGACGAGUGGACCGCCAAGAGAGCCUCGGAAGACACGGUGUACACAAUCUCGUCCCGGCACUCCAGCCCCACCGUGUCGCCGCAGGGCUCACCGCGCAAAGGCCCGUCGGCCAAAGCUCAGACCUGCUCAGGCCAGAUAAACCUGUCGGGCUCCUCGUCGUCGUUGACCAGCGACGCCAGCACCAAAGCGAGUACCAUCAGCCUGCGCAGCUACGGCAUAGGUUAUGCGCUGCUUCCUCCGGGCAAAGCGGACAACCUGUCCGACUCCAGUCACAGCGAGAUCUCGUCUCGCUCCAGCAUCUGUUCCGUGGACUCGGUGCCUGCCCCAGGUCUGGAGGAGCGCUGUAACAGCGUUGGCGCCAGGACGUCCGUCGCAUCCGCCACUGCCGGCCCCACCGUGCCGGCUGGCGUGCCGACGCCCGAGAGCGCGGCGGCCACGCACUUAAAUGUGGACUACAGCCAGCCCGGCACCAGUUCUCCUUCUUCCGCGGCGGUGCCGGCGUCAUUUCGGGGUUACGCCACACGAGGCUCCACCUUCACGUCGUCCAUCUCCACGGAGGAACUGACACCCGACUUGGCCUCCCUGGACUCGGUGGCUGACAGCGGGCGCGGCAGUUGGACGUCCUGCUCCUCCAACUCCCAUGACUCCUUCCAGAGCCUGCCCACCUCCUCCUGCCGCCCCUGGGACCACGGCAUCCAUGGGCACCCGCUGGCGCUCGCUCACCGGCUGGCUGGCGCCCCCAUCGCCGAGGCGGAUUCCGCCCGCGGCUCUGAGCUUGCCAAGCAGUCGCGGCAGAGCUGGGCAUCGUCGGGAUCCUUGUCGGACACAUAUGAGGGGAAUUACGGCACCGUCAAGCGGAGGAACGCCACCGAGCAGCAGCGGGGGCUGCCUGGCUCUGCCUCUUCUGCCUCGCCGACCAAUGACGAUGGAGUGCAGAGUACAGACCCCGCCUACAAAACUGUGACAUCCAGCACGGAGAAAGGACUAAUAGUUUACUGCAUCACCUCCCCCACCAAGGACGAGCGUUACCGAGCCCCUCCUCCCACCCCUCCAGGCUACCAGGGUCUGGCUCUGGGGGACGUCAAAGAUGGCAGUGCUGGGACUGUGGCGGCAGGGGCGUCCGGGAGGCCUCCCCACCUCAGACCGCCUGACUACAGCGUGGCCAUGCAAAGGAGCAAACUCCUGCAGAGCCCCGGAGCCGCUGGCAGCCUGGCGCAGGCCCGGAGACUUGCCGGCAGCCGCCUCGGGACAUGCGACGUGGCCGACAGCGAGGACGAUGAACAAGUUUCGGCCGUGUAGACGCGUGGACUCCACACCAAGGCACGAUCUUUGCCACCUCCUGGAACUCGUGCCUGCUUAACUUGAAAAUAAGGAACUUUUAAAAGACUUCUGACUAGGACAAAAAAAAGAAAAUAGUUUCACACUUUUUUAAGCUUUUAACGUUUUUUUUUUGUUUUUUUUUUUUUCCUCAUCAUUUUAAUUUUGCACCUCGGAGCUAGCGCCACGUUUUCCUUGGGACAAGAUGGCCAACAGAAGGAUCCCAGGAUCACUUGUGGGUCUUCUGGUGCCAUCCAUGGAUCACCAGUCCCGUUAGCAAGACCCCAUGUGGCUCUCCACACAGGCCCCCUUGGAACUUGUGCCUGCUUCACUUGAAAAUAAGAAACUUCAGACCAGGAAAAGAGAGAGAGAAAAGUUUUAUGCUAUUUAAGAUUUUAGCUUUUUUUUAAUCAUUUGAAUUUUGCACCACAUUUUCCUCGAGACAAGACCGCCGACAGGAGUUAAGGUGAUUUGUGGAGCACUUACUGUUCUUGGAGGAAACAAAAUGGCCGCCUCAAGAAGCUAGCUAGUCGAGCGCCGUGCUACCUCCUGGACCUUUUAGGGGAUAAAAACAAUGUUCUUUUUUUUUUUAAGGCGCAAACGAAAUGGGGGUAAAAAAAGGUGUGUUUUGUUUACAGUGUUGAUUGGAUGAAAGCGCUAGCCCCGCCCCCUUUUUAUUUAAAUGUAGCCAAACGGGAAGUGUAUCUCCAGUUCGUGUUGAUUGUACAGAAAAGGAUUGGUCUUCCCGACGUCCCUUGGGAAGACUUGAAAUGCUAACGUGUUGGCAUAUGUAUAAAUAAGUGAAUGCGAACGUGUGUAUAUACUUUUUUGUGGUUGUUUUUGCUGUAAAUUAACGAUGGUGUAUAGAUUACAGACUGUGGAAUAUUUUAGAAUAUUUUGUUACCAAAAAAAAAAAAAAAAAAGCAUUUUUAUUUUCUUUGCUGGCUCCUCGCUUAUGCUUCUAGUAGCUGUGCAGAUGCUGCUGCUGCUGCUGCUGCUACUGUGUGUGUGUGUGUGUGUGUGUGUGUGUGUGUGUGUAUGUGUGUGUGUUUAUUCCACAACACAUACGUGAAGGUUUAGACCCCCUUGCCUGGUUUCCUGGGUCUCCUCAGCCCCAUUUGGGUAUCUCACAAAAUCUCUUGUGGGUCUCUUGGGUCUCCUUGGCCACCUGUGGGUAUUCUAACCCGCCACCACCGCUUUAGCACUCCUGGGCCCCUCAUGAUUCUCCUCUACCUCUGUUUGGUCUCAUGGGACCCUCCUGGACAUCUUUUGGAGCUCCGUCCCGCUGUUUCCAAGGAUCCAUUGUGGGUCUCUCCUGUCUCCGUUUUCUCAUUUGCACUCCUGGUUCUCCUCACGAGCCCCUUUAGAUUUACUGGAUCCCUCCUGGACCUCCUCUGUUUAAUGGGUCUCUAGUAGUCUGUUUCCGUAGGAUUAUUUGGAUCCAUUGUGGAUCUACACAAUGGCACUCCACAUGGUCUCAAUGUGGGCCUCCUGGAACUCUGGCGUGCCUUCUUGGCCCCUACUAGUUGUUCAAGUCAUCUGUCUGAUCUCCUAGAUCACAGGUUUCAAACUCAAGGCCCGGGGGCCAAAAACUCAAGGCCCGGGGGCUACGUCAUUUUAUGUGGCCUGCGAAAGCAAAUUAGGUGCAACAUCCAUGAUUUUAAAAUCUGCACCAAAAUUUCAAGCAUUUUUUUAGUUACCAAACCCCUCUUUUACAGUAACUUGAACAAUAGCUGAACAAACUAUUGUCCUUGAAUUGUGAUUUCAAAACUAGUUAUCCAUCAAUUUGCUGUGAGCAAUAAAACAUUUAGAUGGUUUCAUAGUCAUAAUGGCCCUCUGAGAGAAACCGUAACUACAAUGUGGCCCGCAAUAAAAAUGACUUUGACACCACUGUCCUAGAUCUUUCAAGGGUGUUCUCGGACCUCCUGGGAGCCCACCAUGGGUGUCUCGACACCCAUUUUUUGAGUUUCCUCUGCAAAACCCUUGUCAUAUAGAUAUCUUUGAGUAGGUCCCCUGGACCUCUUUUAGGUCCUCUUGGGACAUUUUUAGGUUUUCUGGACCACUUGUGGGUCACCCAGGGUUCCUUUUCGGUCACCUGGCCCCCAUUUUAUCGCACCUGGACUCCUCGUGAUUCUCUACAUGUUCCACGGGUGGGUCUCCUGGACGUCUGGCAUGCCUUCUUGGCCCCUUGUAGGUCCGUAGGGGCCCCCCACACUUCUGGGCUCCUCCUCUGUCAGAUAACACCCCCCUUCCUCCCUCCCUCCCUCCAAUAGGUCUCGUUACUUCUGACAGGUCCUCCACAUGGACUAAGUUACCAAUUUGACAGUUUCUUCUGUUUUUGCACAACUUCACUCCUCACAUUAUAAACCAUGUGUCAGUAUUAAAUAACUCUCCUCAGGUGUGAACUCGUUUUGUACAAAGUCAAUUAAGGAUUUUCAAACCUUGGUUUAGUGUUCCUGCCCCUCCAUUUUAGUCCCCCGCUCGGAUACAACAAGCGAUGUGAAUGAGAAGCGAUGAUGAGGAUGCACAAUAAGAUGUAAAAGUGAGUGUUUGCUGCACAAAUAACGUCCCGUGUGUGUUUAAGUGGCACUCGUCUUGUUGCUGUUUUUUUUUUUUUAUGUCUUUUACAAAGACGACUCCAUUUCGGCCUUGUACGCUUUGUAUAUGUAUAUUUUUUACCGGUGGAUUGUACAUAGUUGUUAUAUUUUUGUUUAAGAGGAUGUGAACAAAGGAUUUAAACAAAGAAAGGACAUUUUAUUUCCUUUUAAGUCUACUGAUAAGAACUUGGACAGUGAAUAAAAUU